Molecule: messenger RNA, 411 nt
Organism: Microthlaspi erraticum
Lineage: Eukaryota; Viridiplantae; Streptophyta; Magnoliopsida; Brassicales; Brassicaceae
Source: the annotation of a GenBank genome assembly
AUGACUUUGCUUCUCCUUCCGCCGGUGAUAUCUUCAUUGGCGAGACUGUUUUGUCUCUUUGUUCUUCUAGGCAGUGCUGCUCUUCUAGGGACAGAGUCCGACGAGAUCUGCAGAGAUCUUGAGGACGGAUCUCUCACCUCUCUUCUCCAACUUACCGGAGCAGCCAGUCCGUGUGUUCGUCGACCCCUUCUCACUCCGAGUGAGCACCUUUACGGCGAUGCCGAAACCUCCGUCAAAACCUCCGGAUAUACAUCCGCGCUCUUGUUCCAUGGUUCUAUACCAUCUCUGUUCAUCUCGGAUCCCUUCCGCCUCACAUCCGCCUCCCUCCUUCGUUCCAGAUCUGUCGUUUCCCUCCACCAUCUUCUUCAGCCUUGGUCAUUCGAAGCUUCCCGUCCUACUCCUCGCCGGUGA